Molecule: messenger RNA, 1562 nt
Organism: Piliocolobus tephrosceles (Ugandan red Colobus)
Lineage: Eukaryota; Metazoa; Chordata; Mammalia; Primates; Cercopithecidae
Gene: TBX10
Product: T-box transcription factor 10
Exons: 8
Coding region: 104-1261 (385 amino acids)
Biological process (GO): positive regulation of DNA-templated transcription; regulation of transcription by RNA polymerase II; cell fate specification
Cellular component (GO): chromatin; nucleus
Molecular function (GO): RNA polymerase II cis-regulatory region sequence-specific DNA binding; DNA-binding transcription factor activity, RNA polymerase II-specific
Source: RefSeq, a predicted model, not a curated record
GGUGACCACUCCUCCCGGCAGGCAGGGUCCCCUUGGGUGGCAGCCACAGCCCAGCUCCAGCCAAGCAGUGUUUCUCCAGGAGCCGGACAGCCACUCUGUCUCCAUGGCAGCCUUCCUGUCUGCUGGCUUCGGCAUACUUGCACCCUCAGAGACCCACCCACUACCCACAACCAGCUCUGGCUGGGAGCCUCGGCUGGGGUCGCCAUUCCCAUCAGGCCCUUGCACCAGCUCUACUGGGGCCCAAGCUGUGGCCGAGCCCAAUGGGCAGGGCCCCAAGAACCCACGUGUGUCCAGUGUGACGGUUCAGUUGGAGAUGAAGCCUCUGUGGGAGGAAUUCAACCAGCUGGGCACCGAGAUGAUCGUCACCAAGGCAGGCAGGAGGAUGUUCCCUCCCUUCCAGGUGAAGAUCCUGGGCAUGGACUCCCUGGCCGACUACGCCCUGCUCAUGGACUUCAUCCCCCUGGACGACAAGAGAUACAGGUAUGCCUUCCACAGCUCGGCCUGGCUGGUGGCGGGCAAGGCAGACCCAGCCACACCCGGCCGCGUGCACUUCCACCCUGACUCGCCGGCCAAGGGCGCCCAGUGGAUGCGCCAGAUCGUGUCCUUCGACAAGCUCAAGCUGACCAACAACCUGCUGGAUGACAAUGGCCACAUCAUUCUCAACUCCAUGCACCGCUACCAGCCCCGUUUCCACGUGGUCUUCGUGGACCCACGCAAGGACAGUGAGCGCUACGCCCAGGAGAACUUCAAAUCUUUCAUCUUCACGGAGACCCAGUUCACAGCCGUGACGGCCUAUCAGAACCACAGGAUCACCCAGCUGAAAAUCGCCAGCAACCCUUUUGCCAAGGGCUUUAGAGAGAGUGACCUGGACUCCUGGCCUGUGGCCCCACAGCCCCUGCUCAGUGUCCCAGCCCGGAGUCACAGCAGCCUCAGUCCCUGUUUGCUGAAGGGCGCCACAGAGAGGAAGAAAGACCCCAACAAAGCUUCAGCUUCUACCUCCAGGACCCCUGCUCGGCUCCAUCAUCAGUUGCUGCCCCCACCUGAGGCCCUGCUGGCCCCAGCCACCUACAGGCCUGUCACCUAUCAGAGCCUGUACUCUGGAGCCUCAAGCCACCUAGGGAUCCCAAGGACCCGACCAGCACCAUACCCCCUCCCCAACAUCCGGGCUGAUAGGGAUCAAGGAGGCCUGCCUCUCCCAGCUGGGCUGGGGCUCCUGUCCCCCACUGUGGUGUGCCUGGGGCCUGGCCAGGACUCCCAGUGAUGGCAGAAGCCUGUGGGGAAGCCCUGCUACCCUGGACCUUACGCCUGGUGUCGGAAUCAGCCUCUGCCCCACCCCGUCCAGCCCCACCUUUGUCUUAAGGACAGCAGAGUAGGUGAAAGUCUAGAGAAAGAGACUACCCGCCCAGGGUCACAGCAAGGCUGGGACCAUGGCAAGCUUGGAACCAGGCCUUCUACCUCCCAACCCCAGCAGCCUGAAUACUGUGCCCUCUGGCUUUGGGGGUAACUCCCGAAAACCCUGCCUUACCUCCCUCUUCUCCCAAACAUUAAACUAUUUGGCAUGA